Messenger RNA from Neltuma alba, 402 nucleotides. RefSeq lists its product as uncharacterized. The coding region runs from base 1 to 402 and encodes 133 amino acids. The record is from RefSeq and is a predicted model, not a curated record. The transcript has a single exon. NCBI's taxonomy places the organism in Eukaryota, Viridiplantae, Streptophyta, Magnoliopsida, Fabales, Fabaceae.
AUGAAUUGGUUGAUGGCCAAUGGUGCAAUCCUUGAUUGUAAAAGGAGGUUGGUAACAAUUCCGGUAGGUGCCUUAUGUGCUGAAAUGUUAGGUGGUCCAGUUUUGUUGUCAGCUGCUCAAGUAGAGAAGGCGGUGAGGAAGGGCUGUCAGGCCUUCAUUGUCUUCUUUUCAAUUAGUGAGGAUGAGGCAGGCGGAAUUGAACAGAUAGCUGUGGUGAGGGAUUACCCCGAAGUGUUUUCAGACGAGGUUACAGGACUACCUCCAGAGCGAGAAGUGGAGUUUUUCAUAGAGUUGGUUCCAGGAACCACCCCAAUCUCUAAGGCUCCCUAUAGAAUGUCUCCUUCAGAAUUGGUCGAAUUGAAAAAGCAGCUAGAAGAAUUGUUAGAAAAGGGACUUAUCUGA